Molecule: messenger RNA, 2245 nt
Organism: Anopheles moucheti
Lineage: Eukaryota; Metazoa; Arthropoda; Insecta; Diptera; Culicidae
Product: fatty-acid amide hydrolase 2-B
Exons: 3
Coding region: 62-1738 (558 amino acids)
Source: RefSeq, a predicted model, not a curated record
AUUUGAUUGAAAGGUCGCAAAAUCAGCCGGGAAGUGAACGACUGUAGGUACGACGCUUUCAAUGAAAAUCGAACCGGAAUCAUCGACGAUGAGUUCGCCACUGAAGGCGCUGGUAGAAUUCCUGCGGCUCAUUUAUGCCAAGUGCUACCGCAAAGUGGUCCGCGAAUGUAACCAACAAAUGAGUUUCGCUAUACGCCGGCUGCUCCGGGCAGCCAUGUGCGUGUUUAGCUGGUUCGUCAUGCCCUACUCGCAGUGCGUCAGUGGCCGGAUAGAGCGUCGCAAGUUGCCCCCGAUCGAUAAUCCGCUGCUGCUCCUGUCGGCCACCGUGCUGGCCGAACGUAUCCGCAAAGGUGAGGUGCGCAGCGAGGAUGUGAUCCGUGCGUACGUGCACCGCUGUCAGCAGGUCAAUCCCCUGCUAAAUGCCAUCGUGGAGGAUCGGUUCGAUGCAGCCCUGGAAGAGGCGCGCGAAAUUGAUCGACAGCUGGCAAACGGUACACUUGGCACCGCCGAGCAACUGGCACGCACAAAGCCACUCCUGGGACUGCCGGUCUCCAUCAAGGAAAGCUUAGCCGUCGAGGGCAUGAGCAAUACGGCCGGUCGCAAGCUGCGUGAAAAGAAGGUUGCCCUCAGCGAUGCGCCUGUCGUGCGGCAGGUGAAAAGUGCCGGUGGCGUUGUGCUGCUAGUCAGCAACACACCCGAACUGUGUCUGUGCUGGGAAACGUACAACCAGUGCACGGGACUGACGCGCAAUCCGUACAACCUGCAACGGACGGCCGGUGGUUCUUCCGGUGGCGAAGCCGCCCUGAUUGCGGCCGCCGGUUCACUGUUCGGUGUCACGACCGACAUCGCCGGCUCAUCCCGGCUGCCCGCCAUGUUCACUGGAGUGUUCGGCCACAAACCAUCGCCGUACGUAGUGUCCCCGUACGGGCAUCAUCCUUCCUGUGACGAUGAGAAUUGGGGUAGCUUCUUCACACCCGGUGCGAUGUGUCGGUACGCCGAAGAUUUGCCACUGCUGCUGGAAGCGAUGCGUGAUCCGGAGGGUGCGCCCGUUACGCUGGACAAACCGGUACCGAUCGGUGCCCUCAAGUGUUACUACAUGGAAAAUGAUGGACCGUCCGGUUUGACGCGCCCGAUCGAUCCCGACAUUGUGCACGCGAUCCGCGACGUGGCCGCACACCUGAACGCGCAACGCGUCAACCUGAAACGGUUGCGCUGGACGCUCGACAUUUCGGUGUGCAAAAUGUUGCGCAUGAAGAACGUGGAAACGAUCUACAGCCCGCAGGCGAACGGUAAACCGGACACCACGAUCAAGCGCGAGGUGUUCAAGUAUCUGCUUGGCGUGUCCAAGUCCGAUCUACCCUCGGUCAUGAUUGGGCCCAUGCAGCACAUCGUCAACAAUUACAUUCCCCAGUCCCGGCUCGACUUUCUCGACAGCCAGACGGAGAAGCUGCGCAAAGACUUUAUCGAUCUGCUCGGCACGGACGGUGUGUUUAUCUAUCCCGGCUUCCCAAACACGGCCCACCGGCACUACCGCAUCUUUCACAAGCUGGUCGAUACGACGUACAUGAUGGUGUUUAACACCGUCGGGCUGCCGGCCGCAUCCUGCAUGGUUGGGUUUGACCGCCAGAAGCUACCAAUCGGCGUACAGAUUGUCGCUGCCCCCGGACAGGAUCAUCUCAUCUUUGCCGUGGCCAAAGAGCUAGAGCGACGGUUCGGUGGUUGGGUGUCUCCAUCCUAGAAGGUUCCACUCUUACCCGGUUGUGGGAGACAACCCUUCCAAUAGACGGCCCAGCCGUCAUGCAGAUUGUGAUUCUUUCGAGCUUAAUCUAAGAUUUCCCCCUAACUUUGUUUUUGUUUUCCUCCCGUUGUAUUGGGUUCUUGUGUUUUAUGUUUAAUCCUAAGUGGACGCAUUAUGCGAUUUCGAUACGUUGCGUUGUGUAAGCACGCGCAUUCUUGCUCAUAUACAAUACGUACACGUUCCUAUCCGUUCCGUCGUUGAAAGUUUACAGUACGCUAGUGCUGAUUAUUAAUUACAAUUGUUACUAUUGUUGAUUGGAUUGCGAUGCGUCGCUACAAAUUCUCAACCUGAGCCGCGCGUGAUGUUGAUCGUUAUGUUUACACGUGUAGUUGACUGUUGACAAAACAAAUACAUAUUGAGAUGGCAAGAGCAAAUGCAACGAGACUGGUUGGUAGAAACAGGAAAUAAUACAUUUAAUGUUUAACUGUGGACAACAAAUAGAGAUAA